CAUCAAGCCUUUUCAUCACUUGUACUUCAGCAAACCAAUUAAUCUGAGUGCCCCAGAGCCAAAAUCAUGACAGUUUUGCAGCUUAAACAACUGCUUUCUAACCUGCUUAUUCCGUUCAAGUUCUCGUCGUCCUCAACCCACAUCAUCCUCAUCAUCUUGAUCUCUUUUUUCCGAGUUGCUUUUGCACUAGAUUCUUCCACUGCGACUCCAGGACAAGAACAAGCAGAGGCUCUUCUAACAUGGAAAAACAGCCUUGACAAGUCAACUCAAAUGCUCCUUCCUUCCUGGACUAGUCUUCCUCCCCGGAAUUUUACUUCAUCUUCCUACUGUUUUUCUUCCAAUGCCCCUUGCAAGUGGGUUGGAAUCACAUGCGAUGAGGCUGGAACUGUCACGCAUAUAAACAUCACAAACACUGGUUUGAGAGGUACUCUUCAACAUCUCAGCUUCUCGUCCUUUCCGAAUCUUACCAGCCUUGAGCUUUCUAACAACUCCCUUUAUGGAACUAUUCCUUCCCAUCUCAGAAAUCUUUCAAAACUCACUCAUCUAGACAUGCGUCUUAAUCGUUUCUUUGGAAAUAUUCCGUCUGAAAUGUGUCUGCUGAGCAGUCUUCAACACCUUUAUUUGGAUGGAAAUCAGAUAAAUGGAUCUAUACCACAAGGAAUAGGAAAGCUUAGUUCUCUAACUGAGCUGAAUUUGCAAAAAAACAAUCUUAUAGGAUCAAUCCCAAAUUCUAUAGGAAACUUGACAAAGCUCAUAGUUCUGGAACUUGAUGAUAAUCAUCUAUCUGGCAGCAUAACUCUGGAAGUAGGAAAUUUGACCAAGCUUACUAUAUUGGAUCUUGCAGAGAAUCAAUUUUCGGGAAACAUCCCUCCAGUACUAGGGAACUUGAACAACCUCACAGAGUUGAUGCUAUGUGUGAAUCAUUUAUCUGGUCAUAUUCCUCCAGAACUCGGAAAACUUACUUCCCUUUCUGGCUUAUGUCUCUUUAUGAAUAAACUCAGUGGCUCCAUUCCUAGAGAAAUGAAUAAUCUUACAUCUCUGCUUGGUUUUCUAGUGGCCGAGAACAACUUGUCUGGCUAUUUACCACCAAACAUAUGCGCUAAUGGGAUACUGGAACACUUCGCUGCCAGUGGAAACAACUUCGUUGGUCCCAUUCCAAAAAGUUUAGGAAACUGUACCAACUUAAUCAGGUUUCAGGUCCAAAGAAAUCAACUAAAAGGUGACAUAUCAGAAUAUUUUGGCAUAUGCACACGUUUGGUUUACAUCGAUCUGAGUCAUAACAAGCUGUAUGGUAAGCUGUCAAUCAAUUGGGAGCAAAGCAAAAACCUAACAUGCUUGAAGAUCUCAGACAAUAGAAUUUCAGGUACAAUCCCAGAUGAUCUUUAUAAAGCAAGUCGACUUGGAUAUCUUGACCUGUCCCGAAAUCAGUUCGUAGGAAAAAUUCCAAAGGAAUUGGGGGCCUUGAAGUUACUGUUCACUCUUAAACUGAACGAAAAUAAACUUUCAGGCAGUAUUCCAAAGGAAAUAGGAAGACUAUCCGGGCUUACUCAACUCAACCUAGCAGCUAACAAUUUAAGUGGAUCAAUACCCAAGCAAUUAGCACAGUGCUCAAAACUCUUGGACUUGAAUUUGAGCAUGAACCGAUUUUGGGAAAGUAUUACCCCCCAGAUUGGCAGUAUACGCUCUCUCAUGUAUCUUGAUCUUAGCCAAAACCUGCUCACAGGAGAGCUUCCCUGGGAGCUUGGACGAUUACACUACUUAGAAUUAUUAAACCUCUCCCACAACUAUCUGUCUGCCUCGAUACCAUCAACUUUUAGUGAAAUGUUAAGCUUGACAUGGGUGGAUAUAUCAUACAAUAGAUUGGAGGGUCCACUUCCUGACAACAAAGCGUUCAGCAAGGUGCCAAUGAGAGCUCUAGAACAUAAUAGAGGUCUGUGCGGCAACAACACUGCUCUGAAGGCUUGCCCCUCGUUGUCGAGCAAAAGACCUGAUGGAAAGAUAAGCCUCCGAGUUGUUAUUUUGAUCACUGUUAUUCUAUUUGGCACUCUGUUUCUUUUUUAUAUCAUUGCAGCAGUCUAAUGUGCUUGCUUCCAGAAUAUGAGAAAGCCAGAUCAUGAGCCAAGGGAUGCAGAAGAUGAAACUCUGUUUGAAAUUUGGAGUUAUGAUGGGAAAAUGGCACAUCAAAGCAUUGUUGAAGCGACAGAAAAAUUCAACCCAAGACAUUGCAUUGGAGAGGGAGGAUCUGCAAAUGUUUAUAAAGCAGAGGUGUCAACGGGUCAAGUUUUUGCAGUGAAGAAACUUCACCAAUCUGAGGAUGGAGAAGUGGCCAACCGAGCCUUUGCAAGUGAGAUUACUGCUUUAGCAGAAGUGAGACACAGGAAUAUUGUAAAGCUCUAUGGUUUUUGUUCACAUGCAAGAUACUCAUACCUUGUGUAUGAAUACUUAGAAGGGGGAAGCUUGGGAAAGAGUAUAAGUAGUGAGGUGAAAGCAAUGCAGUUCGAUUGGAUCAAGAGGGUUAACGUGGUAAGAGGUGUUGCCCAAGCUUUAUCCUACCUGCACCACGACUGCUCACCUCCAAUUAUUCAUCGAGAUAUAUCAAGUAACAACAUUCUGUUGGAUUUGGAAUAUGAAGCUCACAUCUCCGACUUUGGCACAGCCAGGAUUUUGAAGCCUAACUCACCCAAUUGGACAUCAUAUGCAGGCACCUUUUGGGUAUUCAGCUCCAGAGCUUGCUUACACUAUGGAAUCGAAUGAGAAGUGUGAUGUAUACAGCUUUGGGAUGGUAACAUUGGAAGUGAUGAUGGGAAGGCAUCCGGGCAGUUUCAUCUCCUUAUUAUUAUCA
Juglans regia (Persian walnut) is the source of this 2842-nucleotide messenger RNA. RefSeq names its product MDIS1-interacting receptor like kinase 2-like. The coding region runs from base 67 to 2079 and encodes 670 amino acids. Gene Ontology annotation, molecular function: protein binding. The transcript is spliced from 2 exons. Gene Ontology annotation, cellular component: plasma membrane. The record is from RefSeq and is a predicted model, not a curated record. Gene Ontology annotation, biological process: hormone-mediated signaling pathway. NCBI's taxonomy places the organism in Eukaryota, Viridiplantae, Streptophyta, Magnoliopsida, Fagales, Juglandaceae.